AGGGCGGGCGGUCCGUGCGUGAGGGGGGCCGGGCGCGCUCCGGGCGCUGCCCCGGGAGAAGGGCGAAGUUCCUCAUGGAAGGAUAAGGCCCGAGCGCGGUUGUGUCCCGGUCCGGCUGGAGCUCCUGCAGGGAUCACCUCCUGCAGCGCCCUGGCCCAUAUCUCCCUUGUGCUGUGCCCCCGGGUGUUCUGACACCCUCUCGGUUCCCUGAGAGGGACGCAAACAUGGGACAAGCAGGGGGUGAAUUUGCGAGCAAUUUCGGAAGUGAUCAGUACAAAUCGCUUCAUUGUCAAUGCUGAGGGAAAGCGCGUUUUAGUGUGUUUUCAAAACGACUGAAGAACACUUGAGUUUUCAGCGAAUAUCACAGUGAUCACCUUGUCCCGCUGCCUUUAGGGAGGUGCAGACCCUAUUUCAGAAGGAAACAUACAAGUGUACAAAUAAACGAUUUUCCCUCCAAGUAAUGCGGUUAGAGAGAGAGAAAGAAGAACAAUAAAAGGUAACCAGCCAAGAGUGUGUGGUGGCUCUGUAGAAAGCAGCUCUUGAGCCUGUGCUGGGAUUUGUGUAGGUUGUUCCUUUGCCAUAGGAAAGAUGUAUCGUCAUUAGAUGCCAGACCAGCCGCCAUCUGUGCUAAGCUCCAACCAAAAUGGCAAAGUACAGGCUCGUUCUCCUGAGACACGGGGAAGGAGCCUGGACCAAGGAGAACCGCUUCUGCAGCUGGGUGGACCAGAAGCUGAGCAGCGAUGGGAUAAAGGAAGCUCAGAACUGCGGCAGACACCUCAAAGCUCUGGGCUUCGAGUUCGACCUCGUCUUCACCUCGGUGCUGAGCCGCUCCAUCCAGACCGCCUGGCUGAUCCUGGAGGAGAUGGGCCAGGAGUGGGUCCCCAUUCAGAGCUCCUGGCGGCUGAACGAGCGUCACUACGGGGCGCUGAUCGGGCUCAACAGAGCAGAGAUGGCUCUGAAUCACGGCGAGGAGCAGGUGAAAAUCUGGAGAAGGAGCUACGACGUUACCCCGCCUCCCAUCUCUGAAUCCCACCCCUACUACGCGGAGAUCUACAACGACCGCCGCUACAAAUGCGGCGAUGUCUCUCAGGAGAACCUCCCGAAGGCUGAAAGUCUCAAAGAUGUGCUUGAUAGACUCCUUCCCUACUGGAAUGAAAAGAUAGUGCCGGAACUGAAAAGUGGCAAAAUGAUUCUUAUCUCUGCUCACGGCAACAGCAGCAGGGCAUUGCUGAAGCACGUGGAAGGCAUCUCCGAUGAGGACAUCAUCAAUGUCACCCUCCCCACUGGUGUGCCCAUACUCCUUGAACUUGAUGAGAAUUUGCACCCUCUGGGCCCUCACCAGUUUCUGGGUGAUCAAGAAGCUAUCCAAGCUGCCAUCAAAAAAGUGGAAGAUCAAGGGAAAGUAAAAGCUGCUGAGAAGUCAAAUCCCACGGUCUAACACAGCCGUGUUCAGUGUGGGAGUGAGUGAGGAUGUGUGAAUGACUGCUAGGUUGUGCUGUGUGAAUGUCUCAAUUUCGAGCACUAAACAAUUGGAAGGGACAACUGUUGAGUCUCAGGUUGGUAGUUUCAACCCUCUGCCUUUUCAAAAACUGGAAUUCAGAUCGCAGUGUGAGGUUUUCAGUGAACUUGCAGCGCAGUCUGCCCCAGGCCCACCGCUGAGGAUGGCCCAGUGGGGAAAUAAAGGGAUGUGUUAUUGGUGUCUACCAGCAAUCAGUCCUAAUCUGUUAAGGAGAGAAGCACCAGCUUACUGGAUUAAUUGAAGUCCAGGAUGUUACAGGCACUUAAAACUGUCACUGAUAAAAUGGAACCAGAUAAUUCUGUUAUCAACUGCGAUGCUUCUGUGUCACAAUAACCGUGUCAAUUUUUUCUCAGUGGAUUUCUUUCAGUCUUUCAAAACACUUCCAGCUGGACAACUCUCUGCCUUUGUUAUUUUGAGUCUUCUGUGGCCAGUUCAUGGUCCAGAGAAUUUUGUAGAUAUGUUCUUACUACUAGAGUUGUCAUAGUUUCAUAGUAUUCAAUUUUUAAGGUCUCCAAAAGGAAUCCCUUUUCCUUUUCCUCCACCAUCUUUGCAAAGCCUAGCAUCACUGCAUUUUCCUGGCUUGCAGUAAUAGGAUUUAAGUCAGACUUUAGUCCACGAAAGAAGCACAAAGGUUUUCUGCUCAGUGUUUAAAAUAUCAUGUAGCUCCUAGUGAGGGACCUGAACACCUUUGAAACACCUUGGUGUCCUGUACUAGAGGCUUGACCACCCCUUAGUCAAGUCGAUCAAUAAUUCCUGCUCACCUCAGCGGAAGUGACGUAGGAGAAACCCCUCUAAGCUUUCCUGAGUUGUGAAUAUCUUGAUAAACGUGUCCCACAGUGACACCACUGUGGCAUUACCUGGAUCACGUUCUCUGAAGGGCUGGAAGAGAUGCAUGAAGGGUGCCAGGAGCGGUGCUGGCUGUGGCUCCUUCAGCCAUGCUGCUGGUAAGGAAGGAUAUUCUGCCGUGCCUGAAGGUGUUCUCCUGUAAACCUCUCCUCACAGUCCCAGCUUGGUUCCUGCUGUUGCUUGGCACUGCAUUUGACCAGUUUCACCCCGUGGCUGGAUGCAGUGUAGCAGGUAUGGCAGCCUGGUGUUCUCCUCACGUACACGAGCACCGGGGUAAUUCCGCUUCUGAAGACUUGCUCUCAAUCUUACCUGCAAAUAUGAAACUGGUAAAAAGUUUAUAUCUGACCCACCAUCUCAGACGCUGAGCAUCUGAUUCUGGCCUCGGAUCUCGACGUGGGUGACACUUGUGUGUGUGCUGCUUGAGCUGAUUGUGUUCUCAGCCUGGCCCAGCUACAAAUACCAAUGUUGAUGAGAAUUUCCUUGAUACAAUGAUAAAGUUUUCAAGUCCUAGAGGGAGCUGUUGCUUUGCAGCUCUGUAGCUUGCAUUGUAAGUGUGAGAGGAUGUUUUUUCCUUCUGAGGAGAGCAGUGUGACAGUGUGGUGUGUCUCUGACAGUCUUGCUGACAUGUGGAGCAAGACUUUUCAGGUCUGAUGCCAGCUCACAUUAGAGUAGCACAUACUCCAUAAAAGACUUCUUGCUAGAAGGUAGUUUCUCCUGCAUGAAUGGUGCUCGGGCUUCUCUUUGGUUUUGUUUUUGUAGCCCUUGCAGUAGGAACAAAUUUACGUGUUUCUCUUUUAAACAUAAAGCUGGUAGGUUUCCUCUUUAUUUGUACAAGAGAGAUAUUUCAGUGUUUUUUGUUGUUUUGGUUUUUAUUUCCUCUGAAAUAUUAGCAGCUUCUCUGCUGUUUGAUUUGAUACUGACUUAGUUUCUGAGGUUUUAGUUUUCUGUGCUUAGAGUAACUCUGACUCUUAGUUGGUGGUUUACACGUGAGUGUUCCAGAGUUAGAUUGCUGAUCAGCCAACGUUCACCUGUGAAAACCCUGAGAAGGGUCACUGGCACUCGAGUGAAUAAAUUCUUCCCCAAACAUUAAAUAAUGUGUGAAGCUUAACAUCGAGUAAAUGUUGCUGUAGACUUGUAAACAAGACUAGCAGAGCCACCUGUUGCCAGUGGGAGCUGCGUGCAUCCAGGUGUGUGAGCACACAGGCCACCUCCAUAUCCCUUGGGCGUUGUGGAAUUGCAAUGCAGAACUUCAGGAUGUGGCACCCAGCUGAACUGGGAGACAGGCUCUCUCCUCCCCUUGUCUCAGAGAACCCAUCACCUCUUCUGUGGGUGGAGAGGGGAAUGGAAAGGUGGAUGAGGGAAUUUAGGGAGCGUUAAUUCCAGCUCAGUGGAUGAAAUUGACUGAGAUCAUCCUAGUGAUGCAUGGACAGGAAGAUGUUGAGCACCAGUGUGAUGUUUUCAGGAGGUGCUGUUUCUGCAGUGCUGCUUGAGAUGUGAACAGUGACGGUGCUCUGGGAAGUUUGACUUAGCCUGGAUUGUGGCUCCAAGGUGAUGACAGGAUUUUAUGUGCACAUCUGGCAGCAGUGACACCUCACAGAAGUAUCAAACGGAACCAACUGGGGGUUUCAUUGUGCUCUUGAAGAUUAUUUUAACGCCUUGCAAUUCUGAGUAACCUUUUAAUUUAAAUCCUGAUUCAUAAAUAAUGUAUAUUGAGGAACAGAAACAGAGUUCCAUCAACAGUGAUGUAAGGAUUCCUGAUUUUUCAGGCAUAGCUACAUCAGAGGGAGAAAUGAGAAUCUUGCUUUAGGGAUCAGUGCUUGGGAAGCAUUUUUCCCUAUGUUUGAGUGUGCCUCAAAGUCCUAUAAGGUAAAUGGUGUUUUUACAGUUAACAUAAUGGAUGUGGUUGAUUUUGGUUUGUUUAUGCAUUUUUAACAUGUGGUUCAGUAGCAGUAAUAGCUCUAGAUCCUCUUGAAAACCUUUGUAAAUAUGGUGGAGCUGGCAGGUUCUUUAUAACUCAAUAAAUUCACCUGAAAUAGACUUUAA
This is a messenger RNA of Hirundo rustica (Barn swallow), 4408 nucleotides long. It is a transcript of the gene BPGM, whose product is annotated as bisphosphoglycerate mutase. The record is from RefSeq and is a predicted model, not a curated record. The transcript has 5 exons. NCBI's taxonomy places the organism in Eukaryota, Metazoa, Chordata, Aves, Passeriformes, Hirundinidae. Bases 644 to 1438 code for a protein of 264 amino acids. Gene Ontology annotation, molecular function: intramolecular phosphotransferase activity. Gene Ontology annotation, biological process: glycolytic process.